AUGGACAAAGUCACUCUGACCACAUACAUUUUGAUGCUAUUCUUCCUUAGCUCCAGCGGUUAUGGUAAGAAGGAAGAGGUUAUAUUCUGCUCUGAAACCCAGAAGGCAUUUGGUGGAGCUUGCUAUGAGUUUGUGGGUCUGCAGUUUUCCUUUCUGAGAGCUCAGACAUGGUGUGAGCGAGGUGGGGGUCACCUGGUCUUCAUCUUGAAUGAUGAAAUUCAGCAGUUCCUUCAAACACACCUGGAGUCUGAUAAGGAUUGGUGGCUGGGGCUGGCACCUGCAGCUCCGAACCUCACACUGGAUCUCUCUUCCACAGAAGGUUCUCUUGCAUGGUUGGACGGUUCAGACGUCAGCUAUAGUAACUGGGUAAACUUACCAGAGGCCCAGGAGACUUGUGGACACAUCCUGCGACACACAGGUUUCCAGUGGACAGCCACAGAAAAUUGUACCCAGGAACUCAACUUUGUCUGCCAGUUUGAUUUUGGAAGAACAGUUGCAUGUGAAGGCCAAAAUGCAACAAUGCAGUGUGGUUCUGGCCAGGUUCUGGAGAUUGAAGAUGCCUUCUAUGGGCGAAAAACUGUUCACUAUUGUCGAUCCCACUUCACAGCUUUACCCACAUUCUCCCAGGAGGAAUGUAGCUGGAUUAAUGUGCUGGAACCUGUAAUAGCCCAUUGUCGUGGACUGCAAGCCUGCCAGGCUCCAUUGGAUCUGAGCUCCUUAACUGAACCGUGUCUAGUGAUGGGAAGUUAUCUAUCUGUAGAGUACCACUGCAAAGAUGGACUUCACUUAUUGAUGACGAAACUGGCAUCUGUUGUUGAUAAUGUUACCAUCACUGUGAAGUGGCUUCUUCAUUCAUUUCACGGAAACUUAACUUGCACCGUCGAUGCUGGAGAUGGCUACGUCAUUGAUCCAUACAAUCCAGAAAAGAUGGAGUCCACCAUCAUACACAGAUUUCAGCAGCCUGGUGUUUUCAUGGUUGGGGUUGAAUGCACUACCAGUGAUUGGCACGUCACAGCUCAGAAAACAAUAACAAUUCAAGAGCCUGUUGGACAGUUCAGAGUGGUUAAGUGUCAUGGCAGCAAUGUGACAACGGAUGACACCAAAUGCAACGCACUUUAUGGCGAGCCUGUUCAGAUUCAGCUUGGGUUGGAAUCAGGUACAAAUGUUACCUACACAGUUUAUCACAAUGGAUGUCAGAUUGCAAACUCUUCAGUGGACUCAGGGAUCACACCUCACAACAUCACACUGGAGGACACCGUGGUGCAAAGUCUUAAACACGGCUGCAACAAUUUGACGCUAGCUGCAUCUAACGGAGUCACACCCCACCCAGUGUCCACUGACCUGCUGCUGUGCCUGCUAGAACCUGUUGUCGGCCUGCAGGCCUUAGUGAUGGCAGAGGGGGAUGCAUGUCCAGACUCUCCUGAUCUCACCAUUGGUGUCUCAUUGGAGCGAGGAGCCCCACUGGAGCUGCUUUUUAAUCUUACUGGGUUUAGGGACGCACUGACUGAGACCAGAAACAUGCUAAAUAACAGCUUGCAUACUUAUACAUUUUCAAACCCACUGGAAGGGCCUUUGAAAGUGAAAGUCCAAGCUGUGAAUGUCUUUUCAACCUCUCAGCUGGAAGUGGACUUACUGAAAAUACUUCAGGCUUGCCAGAAUUACUCCUCAGUAAGCCAAGAUGGAAAUACAAAAGAUCCCUCUGAAAUCUCAGGUUCCUUGGAAAUAACGACGACUUCUGACAAGCUGGUUAACCGCAGUCAGAGUGUUGAGCUGAAUGUAGCCGGUGCUGAAUCGUUGGACAGCAAAGGACUCAUAUUUGAGUGGCAAUGUAAAGGACACUGCUCAUGCAAAAAUGUAACAAGGGAUGAAACUCAUAUUAUUGAAAAAGAUUGCCUUCCUAAUCCAUUUGAAAUUUUUGAAUACACCUUGACUGUGAGAAAAACAACAUGGUUUAGGAAAUGGGUUGAGAUUGCCCAAGCAUCUAAAUGUGUCACAGUUGCUCCUCUGAAUGAAUUUCAAGAUGUCACAAUCAGUUGCGACAACUGUGAUUCCUUAAAGGUGAAUGACAAUGCAAAGCUAAGUCUCAGUUGUGAUACAACUUGCCCGGAUGUAGUUUGGUAUAUUGAAGCUCCCAACCCUUUGACGGGUGAUCUCAAUGAAUGUUACACCAAAGCAGGAAGAAGCCCUCCCAUUGAAAAACAGCAUGGCAACACUGAAUACACAGUUCCCAGCCAACAUCUAAAAAAUUCAAGGAGCAUGCUGCGCAACAUCAUCGUAAUUGCUUACGGCGAGGACAUCCCUGGUUUUGCCAAGUACAUUAUUCCAAUACCAGGUCCAGACACAUCAGUGCCUGCAGAUGCUCCUGCUGUCCCUACAUGUACCAUCUCUCCACACUCAGGAACUGUGCUCGAUCCUUUUGAAAUAACCUGCAAGUCGAUGUCUUUUUGUUCCACAGGCUGUUUUUAUUGCUUCAGGACCGACACAGGCAAACCUCUGCAUUGCAGUUAUACAAAUGUGGUGAAACCAAUCUUCUUGCCUCUGGGAGAUGAGAAGAACAAUCACGUUGUGUCUGUGGUUGUGACUAUGAAAAAUAAACACAAAACAGCUACUUCGACUGUUGUGACUCAGGUAAGGAAAAGUAACUUUAGCACCUCCAUACCAUCUCUACAGUCUGCAGUGGAAGACACUGUAGAUCAAUUGGAGCUGCAGGGCCUGCUCUCUGGUGAGGCACUUGGACAAAUAUUCACUUCUGUUUCUGACAUGCUGAAUUCAGAGGUGGAUCAAGAUCAGAAGGAUGCAAAGGCAAAGCUCCGGGAGCAAAUGUUGAUCAAAAUGACAGCAGUUCUGCAGGACUGUCCCAGCAACACGACUCAGGAAGUACAAGUGACGGCUGAGGCUGUGGCGGGAUUAACGCAGUUGUCAGAUGAGCUCAGUCCUGCUGCUCAAGAAGAAGCUGGCUCAUUGUUGGUAAACCUGAGCUCGUACCUCAGAACUAUAACCAACAAACUGCUUGAAAGUGGAGAUGAAGAUGUUGUACAAGCAGCUACACCAAUAGUUGAAGCAGCCAGUAAUAUUCUGAAUGUUUCAUCAAAUAAAAAAGUCUCAGAUUUUCUUCUAGCUGGGAUCAACAAUCUUCAGAGUGCUUUGCUGAAUAAUAAGAAGUUGAAUGCAGAGCCUGUGGUCAUUGAUUCUGGUCAGAUCAGUGUAUAUGUUAAUAGAAUAUCCUCAGAAGACAUGCAGAUGCAGAACAUAAAUGUCCAGAAGAAAGGCUCCUCCAGCUUUUCCGUUCCCACGCUACCACCUGGUAUUGUCUCUCCAGAAGAGCCAGUAGACAUCAGAAUGAUGAGUUUUGAGAAGAAUCCAUAUGCUUGGAAGGAUGAAAACAUCACAGGAACCGUCGCCUCCCUGUCUUUCACCAGAAUGGACGGCACAGUCAUACCUGUAGAAAACCUACUUCAGGAAAUAGAGAUUCUUCUUCCCAGGCUUGACAUCGGAUUGCAGAACAGCACAGUCCUUGACCUCGCCAACUUCAGCACAUUAAUGAUUGACAUACCGUCAGCAGAGGUGACCCUGGUGCUGAAAAUGGAGCCCUCUGAGGACAUAUCCUUCAUGGUAUUCCUUGGCUAUAAAGUUUAUCCAAACGAUAACAGUUAUGUGGCCAAGACUCGGCUCCCACUAAAGAAUACAAAUAAAGAGGAAAAACUUACCUGGGUGCUGAGUCCAAAAGACCGAAAAGGAGGGGCAGGAGUCCAUUACCUUCUUGUAAAGCCGAUUGUUAAACCAGGUGUGAAAUCCGUCAAUGCCACAGUUGCUAUCACUUCCAUUGCUGCUCAGUGCAAAUACUGGAAUGAAACCAGGUCCUCCUGGAGUGAAGAUGGCUGCAGGGUCGGCCCCCUCACCACACCUUUGGUCACUCAGUGCCUCUGUAACCACUUAACAUUCUUCGGCAGCUCCUUCUUUGUCAUACCCAACCUGGUGGACGUUUCCCGCACUGCUGAACUCUUUGCUACAUUUGCUAACAAUCCAGUGGUGGUGUGCUUCGUAGGAUGUAUUUUUGCUGCUUAUCUGCUGGUGGUGGUCUGGGCCCGCAGGAAAGACCUCCUGGACUCUACCAAGGUCAAGAUAACAGUUCUCAAGGACAAUGACCCUCUAGCUGAAUAUCGCUACAUGCUAACUAUUAGCACAGGUCAUCGUCAUGGUGCAUCCACUACCUCUCAGGUUACCAUAACUCUGCUGGGAACAGAGGGAGAAAGCGAACCCCACCACCUGGCAGACCCUGGAAAGCCUGUGUUUGAGAGGGGCGGGAUGGACAUGUUUCUGAUGACCACACACUUUUCUCUCGGAGAUCUGCAGAGCAUAAGACUCUGGCAUGACAACUCAGGAGACCACCCUGCAUGGUAUGUGAAUAAAGUGAUGGUGCAGGAUCUGGAGACUGGUAGGAAAUGGCACUUUCUGUGUAAUUCCUGGCUCGCUGUAGAUAUGGCUGAGUUCUGUCUUGACAAGGUCUUUCCUGUGGCUACAGAGUCAGAUUUAAAGAGAUUUAGUAACCUGUUUUUCAUGAAGACAGCCAAGGAUUUUCAAGAUGGGCACAUCUGGUUCUCAGUCAUUAGCCGGCCUCCCUGCAGUACGUUCACACGUGUGCAGCGGGUGUCCUGCUGUUUUUCUCUUCUUCUCUGCACCAUGCUGACAAGCAUCAUGUUUUGGGGCAUUCCCACAGACCCGUCUGAGCAGACCAUGGACUUAGGUCACAUUGAGUUCACCUGGCAGCAGGUUAUGGUUGGAAUUCAAAGUUCCAUCAUCAUGUUUCCCAUCAAUCUGCUCAUCGUCAGCAUCUUCAGAAACACUCGUCCUCGAGAGAAAACUGCCAAAGCAGAGGGAUUGAAACAAGGGAACACAGUUAAAGUUUCUCCCUCACAGACUACAUCUCCUCACAAAGAGAUCAAGCACAUCACUCCAGACACUGUGAUUAAGGACAUAAAGAGAAUUACACAGUCACUCUCAAAGGCCAUGAAGAGUCCAAUGCCACAUUUUGAGCUCCAUCCAGGUCAGCAGGCAGACAUCAACACACUGCUGUCUCUGGUGGAGGACAUCAUUAGACAUCAGAACAAAAUGGCUGGAGACUUCUACUCAAACUGCUCGAAGAAAGACACCAACAUAAUCUUGAGUUUGGGAGCUGUAAAUCUACAAGAAAACAGUUUGUGGGGGAGGCCAGAAAAGACAUCUGAGGAAGCUCAAAAGAAGAGCAACAACAGUCUGUACCUGUACAAGCAGCUGGGUCAUGUUGAGAAGGCGCUUCGUCUGUUGGGACCUUCUCGUUUUCCUAACACCAGCAGCUACAACAGGGCCAUGCAGCAAGUUCAGGGAAUAAAGAGUCACUUGGAGUCUUUGCUGAAUGGAGAUCAGGUGAACCGCAGCCCCAGUCCUGAAGACAGCAUCAGCAGCAGCGCUGAAAAGAAGCACUGCCAGGGAGGGCUGCCAUGGUGGUUUGUGUUUGUUGGGUGGAUAUUGGUGAUUGCAACCAGUACUGUGUCGGGAUACUUCACUAUGAUGUAUGGGCUGACCUAUGGGAAGGACCAGUCUAUAAACUGGCUUAUCUCCAUGGUGGUGUCCUUUUUUGAGAGUCUCUUUAUCACCCAACCCCUAAAGGUUCUUGGUUUUGCUGCCUUCUUUGCUCUUGUUCUGAAGAAAGUUGACCAGGAAGAAUUUGGAGAACCUCAGAUAGAUGAGAACCUCAUUCAUCCAGAUGAUCCUGAUGUGGUGCGUGUAGCUAGAAGAGACAGCACAUGCAGCUUCUACCAACCACCACCUCCUACUGACAUUGUGAGGAUGAGAAAAAACAUAAUUCAGGAGCAGAAAGUCUUUGACCUCAUCAGGGAGAUUCUUGCUUACAUGGGAUUCAUGUGGGUGUUGCUUCUGGUAGCGUACGGUCAGAGAGACCCUAACGCUUAUUUUCUGAGCCGGCACGUUCGACAAAGCUUCAGCAAAGGAAUCUCCAACAGCAUGAGCAUUCAGGAAGUGUUCAACUGGGCAAACACAACUUUACUGAGCAACCUUUAUGGAGAAUACCCAGGCUUUAUUACAGAUGGAAACUCAAAGCUGGUGGGUAAUGCUCGUCUCCGCCAGGUGAGAGUGCAAAAAAACACGUGCCAUCUUGCUCGCACCAUGCAGAAGUCUGUGCCAGACUGCCAUGCUUCUUACUCCUGGGAGGCAGAGGACAUUAGCUCCUAUGGCCCAGGUUGGAGCCUGCCUGUGGGAGAUAACACAUCACUGAACCACCAUAGCCUGUGGGUGUACAGAUCUCAGAGUGAGCUGAGGGCUUUUCCCAUCUGGGGCAGCGUAAUGCUCUACAGAGGAGGUGGCUUUGCCAUUGAUCUGGGGCCAGACUUACAAAAGUCAAGGAGAAUCCUUAGGUACCUUUACGACAAUACCUGGUUAGAUGUGUACACCCAAGCCAUCUUUGUUGAGUUCACUGUGUACAACGCAAAUGUGAACCUCUUUUGCAUUGUUACACUCAUGCUGGAAACCACAGCCAUCGGAGCUUUCCAGUUCCGCAGUGAGCUUCACAGUGUUCGUCUUUACCAGUCAACGGGUGGCCUCCACAUCUUUGUAAUGGCCUCUGAAAUCGUUUACUUUCUCUUCAUCAUCUACUAUAUGCUUGUUCAGGGAAAGCUAAUGAGGAGCCAGAAAUGGGCUUAUUUCAAAGGAAAGUGGAACCUGCUGGAGUUGGCGAUCAUAGUCCUCAGCUGGAGUGCGCUGUCUGUCUUCAUCAAGAGAACUUUAUUGGGAAAGAGGGAUAUAAGCUUUUAUCAGAACAACAAAGACCAAUUUGCCAGUUUUCAUGAGACAGCCCAGGCAGACGCAGUGCUCGGGUAUCUGAUUGCUUUUCUGGUUCUGCUGGCUACAGUCAAACUGUGGCACCUGCUGAGACUCAACCCGAAGCUGCACAUGAUCACGGCAACACUGCAGAGAGCUUGGACUGAUAUUUCAGGCUUCCUGGUGGUCAUGACCAUCAUGUUCCUGGCAUACUCCAUUGCAUCUAAUCUGAUGUAUGGGUGGAAGCUUUACUCCUACCGGACUCUGCUUGACGCUGCACAAACUAUUGUCAGCUUGCAGCUUGGUAUUUUUAACUACGAAGAGGUUCUGAACUACAAUCCAGUGCUUGGGACUUUCCUUAUUGGCUCCUGCAUUGUGUUCAUGACCUUUGUGGUGCUGAACCUCUUCAUCUCUGUUAUUCUCGUGGCAUUCAGUCAAGAGCAGAUACAUCACAAGCCAUCAGAAGAGGAGGAGAUUGUUGACCUGAUGUUGAUGAAACUCUGCAACUUCUUCGGAGUUAAAUGUCAGAAACAAGUGGUUUCCUAACUGGGAUUCAUCUGAGGAUAAAGAAUAAUAUCAUGUUCAGAGUCCAACAUUCAAGCAAUGCAAAUGUGUUGGUUCAGCCACAGUUGCUGUAGCUUGCUUUUAUUUAGUUGCCAAUAACCUUUUUCCGUGUAUAUGAGUCCAUGCAAGUUAAUUAAUUGUUUAUCUCUGAGGCUGCAGAUCUAUAACUAUUAAAUGAGACACGUUAACAUUGUCAUGUAAUGGCAGCUAAGGAUAUUGUGCAAUGAGACCUUACAUAUGUUAUACAAAUAAUUAGUGCAAUUAUCAAAAUAUCUUGUAUAAUUUGCUUUUUGUGACUAUUACUUAAACCGAAGAAAACUCCUUCUUCACUAUAUGUUUGUCAUUUCUGCCAGCUCUAAUCUCUAACUGGUGAGCCAUUUCUUGCUGAUGAUAAAUAAACCAUAGGAAAUGGAAAUAAA
Molecule: messenger RNA, 7796 nt
Organism: Girardinichthys multiradiatus
Lineage: Eukaryota; Metazoa; Chordata; Actinopteri; Cyprinodontiformes; Goodeidae
Product: polycystic kidney disease protein 1-like 2
Exons: 41
Coding region: 1-7359 (2452 amino acids)
Biological process (GO): detection of mechanical stimulus
Cellular component (GO): membrane
Molecular function (GO): carbohydrate binding; calcium ion binding; calcium channel activity
Source: RefSeq, a predicted model, not a curated record